UGACCUUCCUUCUGCUAGUCGCGAUGUGAUGCGUCAGAUGAUCACUUAUGGGUGUGAACAUACAUAUGUAUGUGUUUCAGCGAAGAUUUCUUGAUUUGUAUUUGUUUUUGUUUUCAUUUCAAUCCAAAAGGUCGAAGAGGAAGUAAAAGUAGAGCGACAAGUGAAUCAUAGGUGAAUGCAUAAUUUUAAAUGAAUUAGCGAGUUUUUUCUUAUUGUCCAUAUACGCAACAUUUCCGGAUAUGAAUUAGACUAAGACUGGUGGAUGACAAAAUCUUUAGUACUUAAUCUUUAACCGUAGAUUGGGGUUGGCUAAAUUAUCGUCAGACAGCAGAACCUGCCCCAAGCAUUGAAGUAAUUUGUGAUAACACGAAAAUAAAAUGAUGAUAAGAUAUUACAUCGCUUCUAAAAAUGUGAAUGACGUAAUAUUCCAAAUUGGUUCCUUAAACUCCCCUAAAGAAGCGCUCGAAGUUUUGUACCUUUUUUGAUAGAAAAGAAUGAUUCUUCCAAGUAUAAUCCACUUAUUCUGGUCGCCCCUGCAUUUCUAUGUAAUAGAAAACUGUUGAGUCUUUAAUAACGGCAUAUUCCAUUGCAGCCCUCGGUCGAAUCCAGCUAAUUAUGUGGAGUUCCUUUGUGUUGCCUAUAAGUACACCGUAGUCUUUCGGAGCUAUAAUUUGAUGACGAGCCAAGUUCAGACAUUUGCCAUUGUUUGUUGGAAUAUUAUCUUUCGCCAUAAUUUAUGAGUCAGUAAUUUGCCUAUUGGAUAUACACACUUACAGAUAAUUGUCUAAUAUGAUGUACAGUUAACUAGUGGUACUUAUUUUGCCAGCAGAUCCCUUCCUUACGUCGUGAACAUUUAAGUUGGAGUAUGUACCAAUAAAAACCGUUCACUAUUGUUGUUGGAGGCUCCACUGUUAUUAGAUAAAUUGGGAACCCUCGAAGCUUUGUCAUCUCUGUCAUUAUUGGAAGUUGCUAAAUCAUCGCAAGCGAGCAUUCGGGAUGGCAAACGUUUGAAUAUUAUUUACUUGCGAGAAACUUAAAAUUCAGUAUUCCAACAAGGUUCUUGAACUGCAGUACUAAAAAAUAGCUAAUCUAACUAAGCAUCGAAAUGUUAGCAUUCUCAAAACUUGUGCAAUCACUGGCGUUCAUAAAUUUCCUCUCGUGGGCGCUCGCGUUCACUGUUCAACAGGAAGGAGAAUAUGACCGCAAUCAAAGGCUCAUCGAAUUCCUUUUGGCACUAAAUCAUAGACAUCGUUACCAAACUGUCUUGCUGGAAAACUGCGCAGCAAACUCUUUCACCAAGGACAUUUGGGUAAAAAUGGAAACCCCGAUGUUACAACUACGAGCCGCAAUUCAGUACCCACAGGAAUUGAGAAUGCUCUUCAACCACAAUUUGCUCGUCAUGGUAUGUUUGGAGCGCAACGUUGACUCAUUCAGUAUAAUCAGUGGACUUGCGAGGCAGUUGCAGUACAUGCGUGAUGCACAUGUAAUUCUAUUGGCGGAAACUGACUCAGAGGUACACCAAGAACAAGACGUUGAAAAACUCUUUCGGCAUUGCCAGAUGCUGCAAAUUUUAAACGUCAUCGCACUUUUUGGUGAUUUUAUGAGUACCCAUUUGGUAUUCAUGUUCGAUACUUUUCCCACUUUCAAGCUGAAGGCCAUUCCAUUCAUACCGCUUACGAACUAUUUCCCCGACAAAACCCGCCAACUCCACGGUCAUCCAAUCUAUACAGAGCCCGAUCAGAACCAACCGAGAUCGUUUCUGUAUCGCGACGUCAGAGGCGCACUGAAAAUGUCCGGUUACAUAGGCAAACUGGUGCAGGCUUUUGAACAACAUUUAAAUGCCACCGUGCGUUUUCCGCGCCCCAUUAACAUCAACGAAACUACAUAUCAAAGAGAUCAGCACAACAGCACGCGGUCGGGCGUCAUCGACUUUGCAACCAGUUUGGGUUCUUACAGAUUCUUCACAGCCGUUGAGGAGUUCACAUAUCCUUUCGAAUUCGCCAAGUGGCUGAUGAUGCUGCCGGUAGAGCGCGACCUCGAAGUGAACGAAAUGUUCGUGUACAUCUUUCAAUCCGAGUUAUUCUUGUUUAUUAUUUUGAUAGGCGUUGUAUUGGGAUUUUUCUUAAAUGUAUUUGAAUAUUUCCAAAUUCGACCGCACAGUUCGAGUAGAAGAUUUUGGGGUGCGCUCUGCUGUCCUGGACAAAUCUUUCGUGGCAUUUUAGGUCAAACAUUUCCAAUGUCUCCGCACAACAAUUGGCGAAUGAGCUUUGUUUAUUUUACAAUAUUCCUUGUGGGACUCAUCACCAAUUGCCUGUUCGCAGUGUAUUUGAAGACAUUUCUUACCCAACCGCCUGCUAAGUCGCGUAUUAGCAACUUCGAGGACCUCAUAAAAUCGGACAUUCGUUGUCUUGUUAAUGAGAAAGAGGUCCCAAUUGUCAUAAAUCUUAUUGGCGCUGCUGCCUGGUCACGUUACAAAGACGGAUUUGAGAUAAUAUCGUCUUGGUCAAAGUUUUUGUCACUUCGUUUGUCUCUAAACACAACCUACGGUUAUACUGUCACCACUUCAUUGUGGUCCAUCAUCCAGUUGAAACAAUCGCUCAGACGUCGGAAAAUCUUUCGGCUCGCCACCGAAUUCAUAUUGGACGACUGGCUCAUCCUAGGUAUGCCUAUUAACGAGAACUCGAUAUACAAACCGGCGUUAAAUCGGUUUAUUGCGUUGGUCAAUGAAGCGGGACUUAUCAACCAUUGGCAAGUUAUGACCUAUUACGACAUGAUAGCGAUUGGUGCCAUAAAUUUGGAUUAUAACGUGGAUGACUCACGGCAGUACAACAUACUGGUUCCCAGCGAUUUUUACUGGAUGGCCUGGAUGUUUGGUGUGAGUUAUAGCCUUAGUAUCGCAAUAUUUGUACUCGAAUUAUUUAUCCACAAGUUUUGUAUGUAAACAUUAAAUUACGAAAUUAUUGAACUACGCCUAAAAUAACCGUUAAUAUGCCUGUUAAAAUAGGCACAAAUCGAAAUGCUUCGAGACAAAAUAUUUGUGGAAAGCACUUAAGGAGGCUGUAAAGAAAGGUUCUGAUAAAGAUGGUACUAUGAAAUUUUAGUAGUUAUUUUUUUGAAGAAAUGUUGUGUUAAUUCGAGGAUUUUCUAAGGCAAAUGCAUAUGAAAAAUUCUCGAGAAUGACAC
This is a messenger RNA of Bactrocera dorsalis (oriental fruit fly), 3183 nucleotides long. RefSeq lists its product as uncharacterized. Lineage: Eukaryota; Metazoa; Arthropoda; Insecta; Diptera; Tephritidae. The record is from RefSeq and is a predicted model, not a curated record. The coding region runs from base 1106 to 2941 and encodes 611 amino acids. The transcript has a single exon.